This is a messenger RNA of Suillus discolor, 252 nucleotides long. RefSeq lists its product as uncharacterized. The transcript is spliced from 3 exons. Bases 1 to 252 code for a protein of 83 amino acids. NCBI's taxonomy places the organism in Eukaryota, Fungi, Basidiomycota, Agaricomycetes, Boletales, Suillaceae. The record is from RefSeq and is a predicted model, not a curated record.
AUGAUGGCAUAUCGUUGGCAGGAGGCUCGCAGAGACGGGAUAUUCGCUGGCUUGACGUCGGGCCUGGCAGGAGCAUUAGUGGGCUCCAAAUUUAUGGGCUUUGGCCGGAAUAAAACUAUUAUCAGUGGUGCUUUGACGGGUUUGUUAUCCGGUUACUUCUUCACCCAGGCUUUCUUUUCCUCCAACAUGGCUCAAUUGAGAUCAAGAUAUGUCUCAUCAGACACUGAAACCGACCCCUGGCCCCGCAAAUAA